AUUUUCGGUAAGCAGCCAAGGAUCGGAGAUAAGACAGCUAACCGCGGCACCGCUGCGAAGCUAGACUGGUGCAAGUUGCCUGAUGCUGUUAAUUGUGACUUGUGAUGAUGCAACUUCAACAUAGAUAUCAGACAGGCCUCAGUUGCAAUGGAACAUCAGAGACAACCACCGAAUGCUGCUGAAAGCUGCCGACGAAAACACCGAGUGAUGGAAAGCAUCAGCGGACACUAGCCCUUUCCGGCUAGUGUCAUCUGUCUACCAGCCAGCCAAUAGCAACCAGGAAUCCAUCCAUCCCACCAAAGCUUGGCCAGUUGAUGUCAUGACGAGACCCAGACUCGAUACCCCCGCCAGGCACGACUUAAAUACCCAUUGACCCAGAAUUAUACCCUCAGGAUUAUCAAGCGCUUCAGUCUUCUCCAUCCAUCCAACCCUCAUCAGUAUCCAUCAACAUGGCUCCCAAGGUCCUCGUCGUUCUCUCCUCCCACGACCACCACAAUGCCAACAACAAGCCUACGGGCUGGUACUUGCCUGAAUUCGCGCACCCCUGGGCCGUCCUGCACGAGAAGACCGAGCUCGUGAUCGCCUCCCCCAAGGGCGGCAAGGCCCCUCUCGACCCGGGCUCCGUCGAGAUGUUCAAGGACGACCCCGUGUCAUCCAAAUUUCACCAGGAGCAAGAAUCCCUCUGGACCAACACCGUCAAGCUGUCUGACGUCAACGCCGAUGACUUUGACGCCAUCUUCUACGUCGGUGGUCAUGGCC
This is a messenger RNA of Aspergillus ibericus CBS 121593, 759 nucleotides long. Its product is annotated as class I glutamine amidotransferase-like protein. The annotation marks the transcript as partial. The transcript has 2 exons. Lineage: Eukaryota; Fungi; Ascomycota; Eurotiomycetes; Eurotiales; Aspergillaceae. The record is from RefSeq and is a predicted model, not a curated record.